AUGUUAAGAACAUCCCUAAAGAGUUCUAGUUAUCGCAGACUGCGAGCUCUAGUUCAACGACUUUUACCUCAAAUCCAAUAUGCAUAUAUAAACACGAGGUCUGAAUCAAAAACAUUGGCUCAAUCAGCUGUUGCAGUCUCCCCAGUUAGUCGAUUACUCGAACCUUUAAAAUCUGAACGAACUGAAAGUAAUGCAAAACAUAGUAUAUCAAAGUUAACCCAAAAGUCUUUUAGUGAGAUCGAACAGACGGAAUUUACAGCACCUGCAGCAGAAAGACAGCCUGGCUAUUAUAGUUCUAAAGGAGACAAUGUCAUAAGACAACCUUUUGCUCGGGAAAUCAACUAUCUCAAGUCAUUGAUGGAAAGCUUUGUUAGUGAUCAAUAUUACGAAAAGGCCUACCCUCUUUUGAAAACCUUGAGCGGCUUGGUUACACCUGAAGAGUUUACCAAAUUUGCUAAUAUAUACUUGGAAGCACUUGUUCAAGAUGAGAAAGUAAGUGUCCGUGAACUCGAACAAGUAAUCGAUAAAAUGCAGAGAGAAUGUCAUUUUGAACUGAAUAAUAGAACAAGAGCAUUAAGAUUGACCAAAUAUUUAGAAACUGAUCCCAAGUUUGAUCUUGAUGAAUUUUUCAGAAUUCCUAAAAUUGAAGAUAUCAGAAGCACACUUUCAAACGUUGACAUAAUCGGGGUUGAUAAUUUAUAUACAAUCUUUGAUCAUCCAAAGGCCCAGACUUGGAUUCCUAGUGAAUUGAAAGAGCUGUAUCAUGAAUACGAUUUAAAUAAAAACAAAGAAAUUGUUGAAGAUACCAAAAAAUUACAAGAAAAAGAUGGAAGUAUUAGAUCAUUAGAAAAAGAUGAUCUUUCUGAAUUGGAAGCUGUUGAUUCAUUUGGAUUGCAAAUUGUCAGACACAGUUUAUUAGGUUUGGAGGCUAGUCCCGACAAAAUUGCCGUAUUUACUAGCGAUAUCAAAGAAAUAAUCAAGGACAUGACAAAUGAAGAAAGUAAACAAAAGAUCACGUCCGGAAAAUUGAACUAUUUUGAAAUGUACCAAUUGCUAGAAACUCAAGAACAGCGUGACCAAUUCAACCAUGCCCUUGCAAACUUCAACCUCGAUAGACAAAAGCAAAUGGAGAUCAGAGGUGUUGAAGGGGCUAAGGAGAAAUGGAAGCAUGAAUAUGAAGAAACUAAAAAGAGAGAUUCGAUUAUGUCAACUAAGAACUUGAAUGCUCAAUUAUACGAAUGGUAUCAAAAACUUGUUCCACUCUUACAAAAGGAAAGACAGGAAUGUUUAGAUUUGAUCGAUGAUAAGGCCACUAAUCAAAAAAGUUCUGAAAAUAAAGAACGAGCGGUUUAUGCCCCUUUUUUUGUUAAAAUUGAUCCUGAAAAGGCUGCAAUGACCACCAUAUUAGAGGUUAUGAAAUUACAAUCUACGGGAGGUAUUUCUAAUGGUAUGAGAGCUUUAACUGCAUUGCAAUCUGUUGGAAAAGCAUUAGAAUACGAUUAUAUCACUCAAAAAUUAUCUAAAAAGGAUUUGAAACGUACUCAAACUUCAAAACAUAAAGGAUCAAGGUUGUUGUUGAAUCUUGUCCGUAAUGCCGCCGAGGGAGAUCCUAACGAAGAUUUUGGAUGGAGUCAAGAUAUAAGUAUUAGACUAGGUGCAGUGUUUGUAUCAUUCUUGAUGGAAGUAGCAAAAGUUAGAGUCAGUAGACACACCGUUGAAACUGAACAGAGUGCAUUUUUUCACAGUAUUCAGUAUAUCGGUGGUCAACGUAUUGGGGCAAUUAAACUCCAUUCUGACUUAGUUAAAAGUAUCAACAGGUCUUCUCUUGACAGUUGUGUCCAACCUCAACAUAUGCCAAUGCCAGUUAAACCAAAAGAUUGGGAUGGCUAUUAUGGUAGAGGGCAAGUUAUGUCACCUUUAGUUAGAGUCAGGGACUCCCCUGAAACUGCUGCUUACGUUAAAACAGCAGCCAGGAAUGGAAACCUUGAUCAAGUUUAUGCUGGAUUAAAUGUCUUGGGUAAUACUGCAUGGACUGUAAAUAAAGAUAUUUUUAAGGUUAUCAGUCAUUAUUGGAAUACGGGUAAAGAAUUUUUAGAUAUCCCUGGUGUUCUAGAUAAACCAAUAUUGCCACCAAAACCUGAAAGAAGCGACGAUCCUUCAAUUAAAUAUAAAUAUCGAAAGUUAGUUACCCAAUUAAAGUCUGAAUUUUCUACCAUGAGAUCUCAAAGGUGUGAUGCUAAUUAUAAAUUGGAGAUUGCCAGAGCUUUUAUCGGUGAAAAAUUGUACUUUCCUCAUAAUUUAGACUUCAGAGGCAGGGCAUAUCCUAUAUCACCACAUUUCAACCAUUUAGGUGGGGAUAUGACCAGAUCUUUAUUCUUAUUCUGGGAUGGUAAAGAAUUAGGAGAACGUGGUUUAAGAUGGUUGAAAAUCCAAUUAGCUAACUUGUACGGUUUUGAUAAAGCUCCAUUUGAUGAAAGAGUUAAAUUUGUCGAGGAUAACUUGCAGAAUGUAUUCGAAUCAGCUAAGAAUCCUUAUUCUGAAGACGCAUGGUGGAAGAAAGCUGAUAAACCAUGGCAAGCAUUAGGUGUUUGUUUUGAUUUGCGCCGGGCUUAUAAAUUACCUGAUCCAACCAAAUAUGUUUCUCAUAUGGCAGUACAUCAAGAUGGUACCUGUAAUGGGUUACAACAUUAUGCUGCAUUAGGUGGGGAUUUAGAAGGGGCUCAGCAAGUUAAUUUGGCUAGAGCUGAUAGACCACAAGAUGUCUAUGCCUAUGUUGCUGGAAUUGUUCGAGAGCUUCUUGAGAAAGAUGCACAGAAAAACAACAAAUAUGCAUUGUUUUUAAAGGAUAAAAUUAAUCGUAAAGUUGUUAAACCUACAGUUAUGACUAAUGUUUACGGUGUUACAUAUAUUGGAGCAUUAGCCCAAGUUCGUAAACAAUUGGAAGAUUAUUUCCCUGACAACCAAAGAGAUUCACUUCAAGAACAUGCCAGAUAUUUAACCACUCAUGUCUUUGCAGCAAUUAGACAAUUGUUUGAAAAUGCACAUCUUAUUCAAGAUUGGUUAGGAGAAUCAGCUAGAAGAAUUUCUAAAUCUGUUAGUAUUGAUUAUAAAGAAUCAGACAACGUGGCAUUGCAUUCUUCAGCAGUUAUAUGGACAACACCAUUGAAUUUACCAUGUGUUCAGCCUUAUAGAAAAGGUACUUCUGAGUCCCUCAAGACCGCGGUGCAAACAUUAACCAUUAACAGAAUCGAUGGUGCAGGUAUGGUUGAUGGUAGAAAACAAGUGGCUGGAUUCCCACCAAAUUUUGUUCAUUCCUUGGAUGCAACUCACAUGAUGAUGACUGCUGCUGCUUGUGGGGAACGUGGAUUAAAGUUUGCUUCGGUUCAUGACUCCUUCUGGACUCAUGCCGCUGAUGUUGAUACUAUGAAUGAACAGAUUAGAGAACAAUUUGUUAAAUUACAUUCUUCAAAUUUAAUCAGUCUUUUGAAAGAAGAAUUUGAAAUUAGAUACAAAGAUAACUACCAAUUAAUUAAAAUUUCAUCAAAGCAUCCCCUCGUCAAAUCAAUUAAGGAGCUUAAGCAACAAUGGACAAAACAAUUGAACAGACCCAUCACACUUGGUGACGAACUAUAUAUGGAAAGAACACGGUUAGAAUUUUUAAACUCUGAUGACCCUCAAAAAAUUAAAGCGGCUCAGGACAUGGUUACUACCAUUAAGCUAGCACAUGAGUAUGAAGGUGAAAUUGAAGACGUUAAUGACAGAGGUACCUAUGAAAUUUUAAUUCCUUUAAAAUUCCCCGAAGUGCCUCCCAAGGGUGAAUUUGAUGUUAACCGAGUUAAGGAUUCGUUAUACUUCUUCUCAUAG
Messenger RNA from Spathaspora passalidarum NRRL Y-27907, 3864 nucleotides. It is a transcript of the gene RPO41, whose product is annotated as DNA-directed RNA polymerase. Gene Ontology annotation, molecular function: DNA-directed RNA polymerase activity; mitochondrial promoter sequence-specific DNA binding. Gene Ontology annotation, biological process: mitochondrial transcription. The record is from RefSeq and is a predicted model, not a curated record. Lineage: Eukaryota; Fungi; Ascomycota; Pichiomycetes; Serinales; Debaryomycetaceae. Bases 1 to 3864 code for a protein of 1287 amino acids. Gene Ontology annotation, cellular component: mitochondrial DNA-directed RNA polymerase complex. The transcript has a single exon.